Molecule: messenger RNA, 1497 nt
Organism: Sorex araneus (European shrew)
Lineage: Eukaryota; Metazoa; Chordata; Mammalia; Eulipotyphla; Soricidae
Gene: PEX11A
Product: peroxisomal biogenesis factor 11 alpha
Exons: 4
Coding region: 366-1034 (222 amino acids)
Biological process (GO): regulation of peroxisome size; peroxisome fission
Cellular component (GO): peroxisomal membrane
Source: RefSeq, a predicted model, not a curated record
CCAGAGGCCACGCCCCCGGCAGGACUCGCGACGCCCCUGGGGACUCACGGGGACCGUGCGACCCAGUGGCCCCGGGUGGCGCCAUGGACACCUUCAUCCGCCUGACCAACCAGACCCAGGGCCGGGAUCGGCUCUUCAGGGGAGGCCGGAGCUCCGUCGUCGGGCGCUGAACUUGAGCAGGAACUUUGCAAAGGUGCAUUUGCGGCCUGAAGCCUCACGCCCGGGCCCCUCACGCGCACAACGGCCUCCGGGCCUCGGCCGGACCGCGGGGUCCGCACCGGAGAGGAAGGCUUCGCAGGUCCGGUUCUUGCCACUAGGGAAAAAGCAAUUAAAAAAAAAUUUAAAGAGCCACUCAGUACACUUGCAUGUUGCUUAGAUAUUUGUUAGAGCCAAAGCCCGGCCAAGAGAAGGUGGUCGAGAAGCUCCAGAGUCUGGAGGCCAGUGUGAGCACUGGCCGCAAAUGGUUCAGACUCGGCAACGUGCUGCACGCACUGCAGGCCACACAGCAGAGCCUCCACGCCACGGAGGUGGUGCCCCGUCUGUGCCUGACCCUCGCCAACCUCAACCGCGUGCUCUACUUCAUCUGUGACACUGUGCUCUGGGCCCGGAGCGUGGGGCUGGUGGCGAGCGUGGACAAGGACCGCUGGCGUGGCUGGGCGGCCCGUCACUAUUACUAUUCCCUGCUGCUGAGCCUGGCCCGGGACGUGUAUGAGCUGGCCCUGCACAUGGAGCGGCUGGCCCGCCAGCGUGCACGGCGGGCACGGUUGCUCGCUCAGACGCCUGCGGGCCACAGCGUGGCCGAUGAGGAGGUCGUGUGGCUCCAGUCCUUCCUUCUGCUGCUCUUCCGCUCCCUGAAGGAGCAGCCACCCCUGCUGCUGGACGCUGUGAAGAAUGUGUGUGACCUUCUCAACCCACUGAACCAGCUGGGCAUCUACGAGUCCAAUCCGGGUGUUAUCGGACUCGGAGGCCUGGUGUCCUCGCUGGCCGGUCUCGCCGCAGUGCUUUACCCUCACCUGAAGCUGAAGAUCCGCUGAGGGUCGCCACAGAGCCCCAAGCCACCCUCUGCAGGGCACCCAGAGAGGACAGUUUUCAGACCUAUGGAGGUGACCGCCAGCUUGCACAUUUGGGGGGUCUCCAGUGUGCUGGGCUCUGGGUUGUGCCAGAGGAUCCUGAGAUUUGAGGGUGGGGAAGGCAAGUGAGAAGGUGCCAGUGGGGGCCAGGGGAGGCUCUGCCAGGCAGACGGGAGAGGGAAAGAGGCGCCAGAUCCUGGGAUCCCACCGACGUGAUUGAAAUGCUCUUGACACUAACCUUUGAAGUGGGGGAAGGAGAAAUGUGCCUGGACACUGGUGGUCAGUCCCCAAGCUAGAGGCGAAGGUACAAAGCAGCUAUCUGGGGGAAUUUGAAGAACGAGCUGCAAGCAGCUAGGUGAGGGCAAAGUCAUUUGUCCAGAACUUCCACUGAAUGAUGAAUGAUGACCAAUAAAUUUUCUAGACCAAG